Molecule: messenger RNA, 819 nt
Organism: Leptinotarsa decemlineata (Colorado potato beetle)
Lineage: Eukaryota; Metazoa; Arthropoda; Insecta; Coleoptera; Chrysomelidae
Product: stress response protein NST1-like
Source: RefSeq, a predicted model, not a curated record
AUGGAGUACAGGAAACUAGAGGAAACCAUUCACGAAAUAAGCGAAGAGAAUAAGCAGCUAUGGGAGAUCAACAAGAAGUACGAGGAAGAUAUCACCGCAAUGAAGGAGAUUAUCAUUAGUAUGAAAGGCAGGAUCGACGAACUCCUAACGGACAAGGAGGAACAACAGAAGAAGACAAAGGAAAACAACUCGGACCAGAAAAAACACACCCGAAAAGGAGAAAGCGAAAAACAAAAAAGAGAAAAAGGAAACACAGAAGGACAAAGACAACGAGGACAAAAAAAGGUAACCAAAACCGAAAAAGUACCCAAAAAAACAACAACAACAAAAGAGGACCCACGAACAACCAAGCGUCCAAGAGACGCGGAGGUGAGUUCAGAAACGGACUCAGACGAAGACGGGUUCCAAAGAGUAGAAUCUAAAAAAAGCCGUAAGGCAAGAAAGAAAACCGAAGCUGAAAUCCACGAAGAAACAGAAAUGGACGCGGAAACGACGUCAAUAGAAAUGGAAGCGGAAGCAACGCCCAUACCAAAAACGAGCGUGCCAACCGACAAGAGAAAAACCCCGGAGGUACCAGUAUGGCCAACCACCAGGCCACACACACCUCAGACAAAUAAUACAGAGGGACAAAACUCAGAAGAAGGGGAACCAACCCCAAAAAUGACAAGCGGACCGCCAAUGGAAGUAGCAAAGCCGCCGCCAAUAGUCAUCCACGACUCCAAAAAGUGGAGCACUAUUUCUAAAAGCCUAGAGGCUAGAAAGAUAGGGUAUAAUAAAGCCAAACUCACUAUUUUUACUUUCGUGGGGCAGUCGUUAUAA